Messenger RNA from Hibiscus syriacus, 1915 nucleotides. Its product is annotated as aldehyde dehydrogenase family 3 member H1-like. Gene Ontology annotation, cellular component: cytoplasm. The transcript is spliced from 10 exons. NCBI's taxonomy places the organism in Eukaryota, Viridiplantae, Streptophyta, Magnoliopsida, Malvales, Malvaceae. The coding region runs from base 204 to 1679 and encodes 491 amino acids. Gene Ontology annotation, biological process: aldehyde metabolic process. Gene Ontology annotation, molecular function: aldehyde dehydrogenase (NAD+) activity. The record is from RefSeq and is a predicted model, not a curated record.
GACGCUUUUUUUAAAAUAUAUUCGCAGGGAUAAAGUAAGGUGACGGUACGACGUCAUCAUUAUCGUCUCCGUCGAUCUUUCCGGCCAGAAAAUUCACAAAACAACGUCAGUCGCGAUUCAAUCGUUGUUUUUCUUUAAGAUUUUAUGAUUUGAAUCUAGUUUGAUCGAUUUUCCCUUAUUUUAGAGCUUGAUUUUGGAUAAUAAUGGCAAGCGUAGAGGAGAAGAAGGCGGCUUUCGAUGCGGAGUCGGCGAAGGAGGUGGUGAAAGAGUUGAGAGCUAGCUUCGCUUCCGGGAAGACUAAAAGCUACGAAUGGAGAUCGACUCAGUUGAACGCCAUGUUGAAGAUGAUGGAAGAGAACGAGCCGCAAAUCGUCGCUGCUCUUCGCGAUGAUCUUUCCAAGCCGGAACUGGAAUCCUCCAUCCAGGAGAUAGCAAUGGUAAAGAAUUCAUGUACGGUGGCACUCAAGAAAAUGAAGCACUGGAUGAUGCCAGAAAAGGCAAAAACUUCAUUGAUUACAUUUCCUUCUUCUGCUGAAAUUGUAUCUGAACCAUUGGGUGUUGUGUUAGUAAUCUCAGCUUGGAAUUAUCCUUUUAUGUUGUCUCUUGAUCCAGUUGUUGGAGCCAUUGCAGCUGGUAAUGCUGUAGUCUUAAAGCCAUCAGAAAUUGCUCCAGCCACAUCAUUGUUGCUUGCAAGUCUGGUAGCUGAUUAUUUGGAUCGCUCUUGCGUAAAGGUUGUUGAAGGGUCUGUUCCUGAAACGUCAGCACUACUGGAGCAAAAAUGGGACAAAAUACUCUACACAGGUAAUGCAAGAACUGCACGCAUUGUGAUGGCCGCUGCUUCAAAGCACUUAACACCAGUUGUUUUGGAGCUUGGAGGAAAGUGUCCGGUCAUUGUCGAUUCAGACAUCAAUUUACAGGUAGCAACUAGGCGGAUAAUUGCCGGAAAGUGGGGGUGUAACAAUGGGCAAGCAUGUGUCUCUCCUGAUUACAUUAUCACAACAAAAAGUUAUGCUCAGAAGCUGGUAGAUUCUUUCAUAUGUGAAUUGGAGCGGUUUUAUGGAGAGAAUCCAUUGGAGUCGAAAGACUUAUCUCGCAUCGUGAAUUCUAACCACUUUGCUCGCUUGUCAAAGCUCUUGGAUGAGGACAAUGUUUCUAUCAAGAUCGUCCACGGAGGCGAAAGAGACGAAGCAAAGUUGAGGAUUGCACCCACUAUCUUGCUUGAUGUCCCACAACAUUCUCUAAUCAUGACUGAAGAGAUAUUUGGCCCAUUGCUUCCAAUUAUCCUGGUCCAAAAAGUGGAAGAUAGCUUUGAUGUGAUAAAUUCUUCAGGAACAAAGCCACUGGCAGCAUAUCUGUUUACCAAUAACAAGAAGCUGAAACAAAAGUUUGUUGCAACCGUCUCUGCCGGAGGAUUGGUCGUCAACGACACUACUGUACAUCUCACCGAACACACAUUACCAUUCGGAGGAGUCGGGAACAGCGGAAUGGGAGCGUACCAUGGGAAAUUCUCCUUCGACACCUUCAGCCAUAAGAAAGCCGUUCUGUAUAGAGGUUUCACUUGUGAUGUAUCUGUUAGAUACCCGCCAUACACGAGGGGAAAGCUCAGAUUGUUGCAGGCUCUUAUUAGUGGCAGCUUCUUAGGCAUCAUCCGUUCAUUGUUGGGAUGGUUCAGGUCUUGAAUGACAACAGGUAUGGGGCCGUCUUUGUUGUAGAUUUUCGUAAUUUAAGUGCACUGGUUUCGGUUGGGAUUAAGCUUCGGUUUGGUUUUAACACACUAUAUCACCAUGUGUUUGUUUGAACACGGUUUGUUCUAUGAUUCAGGUCUUAGGGUCCGUGUAUGUUUGUUUAAGUUGAUAGCUUGGAUAUAUCCAAACUCGCCCACACUAUUUUUAUUUACUACUUUUUCUUUUUUUUA